Solea senegalensis (Senegalese sole) is the source of this 1820-nucleotide messenger RNA. Its product is annotated as kynurenine--oxoglutarate transaminase 1-like. Gene Ontology annotation, biological process: biosynthetic process. Gene Ontology annotation, molecular function: L-kynurenine:2-oxoglutarate transaminase activity; pyridoxal phosphate binding. Bases 139 to 1398 code for a protein of 419 amino acids. Gene Ontology annotation, cellular component: mitochondrion; cytoplasm. The record is from RefSeq and is a predicted model, not a curated record. Lineage: Eukaryota; Metazoa; Chordata; Actinopteri; Pleuronectiformes; Soleidae. The transcript is spliced from 13 exons.
AGCGUGUGUGGAAAUACUGUCAGUCGUGGAUAGUCGCACUGAGACUGAGUUCAUACUUUUCAUGGGAAUAAUAAUCUGAACUCUGGCCGCUUGUUAUUAUUUCGUCAGAGUGCCGUGUGAAGCCACCGCCAGAACAUCAUGUCAAGACAACUUAAUGCGCACAGAACAGAUGGCGUCAAGAAGAAUGUAUGGGUGGAAUUUUCUAAACUUGCUGCAGACUACAAAGCUGUGAACCUCGGACAAGGAUUCCCGGACUUCUCACCACCUCGAUUUAUUCAGGAGGCGUUUUGUAAAGCAGUGAGUGGAGGACCAUCCAUGCACCAAUACACUCGAGCCUUUGGCCACCCUCCUCUUGUAAAAAGUCUGGCUAAAUUCUUCAGCAGGAUUGUGGGACAUGAGAUUGAUCCUUUUGAGGACAUCCUGGUCACAGUAGGGGCGUAUCAGGCACUCUUCUCUGCGUGUCAGGCUCUGGUUGAUGAAGGAGAUGAGGUGAUCAUCAUCGAGCCGUUCUUUGACUGUUACCGGCCAAUGGUGGUAAUGGCUGGAGGCAAGGCAGUAUAUGUACCUCUGAGGCCGAAAAAGGAGAGCGGUGCUGUCCUGUCAAGUGGAGACUGGGUUCUUUCUGCUGAGGAGCUGGCCAGCAAAAUCACUCCACGCACAAAAGCCAUCAUUAUCAACACUCCCAACAACCCGUUAGGAAAGGUUUACAAGACUGAAGAGCUCCAAAUGAUCGCAGAUCUGUGCAUCAAACACGACUUGCUGUGCAUUAGCGACGAGGUAUACGAGUGGCUGACUUAUGACGAAGCCAAGCACGUAAAGAUAGCUAGCCUCCCCGGCAUGUGGGAUCGAACCAUAACGAUCGGCAGUGCUGGAAAGACUUUCAGUGCCACUGGAUGGAAGGUGGGCUGGGCUAUUGGCUCUGCACAUGUCAUGAAACACAUACAAACCAUCCACCAGAACACGGUUUAUGACUGUGCAACAGCUGCUCAGGAGGCAGUAGCUCAUGGAUUUGACAGAGAGUAUGAGCUGUUUGGGACUCCAGAGAGCUACUUUCAGCAGCUGCCUGACAUUCUGCAACACAAGAGGAAGAAGCUGGCCUUGUGUCUGGAGAGUGUAGGUUUGCAGCCCAUCAUGCCAGAGGGAGGCUAUUUUAUGAUCGCAGACAUCUCCUCUGUCAAGAUGGACAUCAAUGACGAAAGCACCAAGGAUGAAGCCUAUGAUUUCAGAUUUGUGAAAUGGCUCACUAAAGAAAAGGGUUUAGCAACAAUCCCCGUCUCUGCUUUCUACAGUCCAGAGCACAGCAAGGAGUUUAACAAGUACAUCAGAUUCUGCUUUGUCAAGGAAGACUCCACCCUGGACGCAGCAGCGGACAUCUUGAGAAAAUUGUCCAUGAAGUGAAACAUCAUCCAUCCAUUCAGAUCUCAAGAAGCUAGUUAAAAGUACUUGACUUGGUCUGACUGAUGAGUUCAGUCAUCAUCCUUAUUUCCAAGAGUAUGUCCCCACAUUAGCUGUAUUACAGUCCUUGUAAUACAGCUAGGAAUAACACUCAGGAUUUGGAGAAAAAUAUUUCUGUGAUUUUUCCCUUUUUGUUUGUUAAAUGAUUUUGUCUAUUUAAACUGUGUUUGCAUUGUAAGUACAGCAUUACGGUUAAAUGAUAAAUGUGUUCAUUCAUUGUGUCGUUUUUGGGGUUUAAUGUGAGUAAAACAACACGCGUAAACUCUAUGACAAUAUAAACGUUGAGUCAGUAUGUGUUUUAUUCAUAGAUUUACCGUAAAAAGAAAUAAAUCAUCAUGUGGACUAGCAGGUUCAGUAGAACUUUU